Magnolia sinica is the source of this 662-nucleotide messenger RNA. Its product is annotated as protein LHCP TRANSLOCATION DEFECT. The coding region runs from base 40 to 549 and encodes 169 amino acids. Gene Ontology annotation, molecular function: protein binding. Gene Ontology annotation, biological process: intracellular protein transport; granum assembly. The record is from RefSeq and is a predicted model, not a curated record. The transcript has 2 exons. Lineage: Eukaryota; Viridiplantae; Streptophyta; Magnoliopsida; Magnoliales; Magnoliaceae. Gene Ontology annotation, cellular component: chloroplast envelope; chloroplast stroma.
CAUCUUUCUCUCUUUCAAGAAAGGAGAUUGGAGAGGGAAAUGGCGUCCAUCUCUUGUACAAUCUCUCAUCUUCAAUUCCAAUCAUCAUUGAAUCUCAACCGUCCAUUUCUUGGGAUUAGAAAGAGGCUUGGAUGGUUCAGAUCUCCAAGUAUUGGGCUGAAAACAGUCCCCAGCUCUCAUUCGAGGGCCAGAUGCUGGUUCCGGUUCGGAAAGAACGGUGUAGAUGCCGAAGGCGCUGGAAUCUACGGUAGCCAGACCCGCGAUGAUUUUGAUAGGGAUGACGUCGAGCAGUAUUUCAAUUACAUGGGGAUGCUUGCUGUGGAGGGUACAUAUGAUAAACUGAAUGCUCUUCUAAGACAGAACAUCCACCCAGUAGAUAUCUUGUUGAUGAUGGCCGCCUCGGAGGGCGACAAACCAAAGAUCGAAGAGCUGUUGAGAGCCGGAGCGAGUUACAACGUCAAGGACGAAGAUGGGCGGACUGCACUUGAUAGAGCGGCGAGCAAUGAGAUCAAGGAAUUCAUGCUUGGCUUUUCAGUCCAGAAUGCUUAAUUAUCUUUCUAUCUAUCUUUGCUGUGGCAUUAUAUAUACUUGGGUAGAUGUAGUUGAGAUAUUUGGGUUCAUUGCCGCUGUAAAUACAUGUUAGAGUGGUUUGGAUCAUCAAA